AUAGGGAAAAAUUCAAUUCUGAAAGGUAAAACAGCAUUAGCCUAAAGAAAGCAGCGCCACCAUACAUACAAAAACCAUACCAUACGAAAGAAAUUGGCUGAAGAAAUAUAUUUGCAUUCUUUUGGUUUGGGCUAAGAAAACAAAAUUAAAACCAAGAAGACGCAAUCUUGUUAGCUGAGAAAUGGGAAAGAAGAGACAGAAGAAAGGAGAAGAACAACAACGGCAAAACCCUAAUAUUGCUGAAGCUACUAGGAUUCGAAUAUCUCAAGUACUCCAGCACUUUCGUGUCAAAAAAGAUGAUGUGUAUACCUUUGAUGCCAAUCUGUCGAAUCAUGAACGUGCUGUGGUGCAUGAGGUUUGCAGGAAAAUGGGUAUGAAAUCCAAAAGUUCUGGACGUGGGAAUCUGCGACGUGUUUCUGUUUACAAAGCUAAAAAAGGUGUGGAGAAAGUGAAGGAGAGGGACAAUCAAACUAAAUUGAUGUUUUCAAAAGAGUCAAAAGGGGUUUUGCAAGAUUUAUUUACACGCUACCCACCUGAUGAUGGAGAGUCUGGAGAGAAAUUAGUUGCAAAACAUGGUGGGAAGAAUGAUAAAAAGCACGGAAAAAGAGACGAUAUUUUCUGCAAGCCUUCGAUGAACAAGGCAGAAAUUGCAAAGAAGGUGGAAUCGCUUGCAUCUAUGAUAGAGAAGGAUGCAAACUUGAGACAGGUUACUGAACAGAGGUCAAAUCUUCCAAUUGCAUCCUUCAAGGAUGUCAUUACUUCCACAAUAAAAUCUAACCAGGUUGUCCUCAUAUGUGGUGAAACUGGAUGUGGAAAGACAACACAGGUGCCACAAUAUCUGUUAGACCAUAUGUGGGGUAAGGGUGAAACAUGUAAAAUAGUGUGUACUCAACCUCGACGUAUCUCUGCUACAUCAGUUGCUGAGAGAAUAUCUUAUGAAAGAGGAGAAAAUGUUGGAGAAAAUAUUGGAUACAAGAUUCGGCUUGAAAGUAAAGGUGGGAGGCACUCGUCAAUUGUGUUCUGCACAAAUGGGGUUCUUUUGAGAUUGUUGGUCUUUAAUGGUGGUAAUAGGUCGAAGGAAGUUUCUAACCGAGCAAAGGAUGAUGUUUAUUCAAUAACUCACAUUAUUGUGGAUGAAAUUCAUGAAAGGGAUCGCUACUCUGAUUUCAUGUUAGCAAUUAUGAGAGACAUGCUUCCUGUGUAUCCCCAUCUUCGACUGAUAUUAAUGAGUGCGACUCUUGAUGCUGAUAGAUUUUCUCAAUAUUUUGGUGGCUGUCCAAUCAUUCGUGUCCCUGGGUUCACUCAUCCUGUAAAAAGUUUCUAUUUGGAAGAUGUACUUGCCAUCCUGAAAUCCACAGAAAGUAAUCACCUUGACUUUGCUGUCUCAAAUGACCCAGAUGAGGACCCUGAGUUAACAGAGGAAGAUAAGAAUACUUUAGAUGAAGCUAUGAAUUUGGCUUGGUCAAAUGAUGAGUUUGAUAUGCUACUAGAUUUGGUUUCUUCUGAAGGAGCCCCAAAGAUCUACAAUUACCAGCAUUCUUUGACUGGUCUAACACCAUUAAUGGUAUUUGCUGCGAAGGGUAGAGUGGGUGAUGUUUGCAUGCUCCUCUCUCAUGGUGCAGACUGCCAUUUAAAGGCCCAAGAUGGAAGUACAGCAUUAGAGUUGGCUGAACAAGAAAACCAGCAAGAAGUGGCUCAAAUAAUUAAAAAACACAUGGAAGUUGCCCUUUCAGACUUGACAAAACAACGGCUACUGGAUAAAUAUCUAGCAACUGUCAACCCCGGACUUAUAGAUCUUGUUCUUUUAGAGCAGUUACUAAGAAAAAUCUGCAAAGAUUCAGAAGAUGGAGCUAUCCUUGUUUUUCUUCCAGGGUGGGAAGACAUAAAUAGAACUCGGGGGAGAUUGCUUGCAGAUGCUUUAUUCAGAGAUAAUUCCAAAUUUGUUAUAAUAUCUCUGCAUUCUAUGGUUCCAUCUGUGGAGCAAAGGAAGGUCUUUAAACGGCCACCUCUUGGUUGUCGGAAAAUUGUUCUUUCAACCAAUAUUGCUGAAACCGCCAUUACCAUUGAUGAUGUUGUGUAUGUUAUAGAUAGUGGUCGAAUGAAAGAAAAAAGUUAUGAUCCUUACAAUAAUGUGUCAACUCUUCAAUCAUCUUGGGUUUCUAAAGCAAGUGCGAAGCAGAGAGAGGGCCGUGCAGGCCGAUGUCAGCCAGGAAUCUGUUAUCAUCUAUAUUCUAAACUUCGAGCUGCUUCUUUGCCUGAUUUCCAGGUUCCUGAAAUUAAGAGGAUGCCAAUUGAGGAACUUUGUUUGCAGGUGAAGUUGCUUGAUCCAAAUUCCAAAAUCCAAGAUUUCUUGCAGAAGACAUUGGACCCUCCAGUUCCUGAAACCAUACACAACGCAAUCACUGUUCUUCAAGAUAUCGGAGCUUUGUCACUUGAUGAAGAAGUUACUUCACUUGGCGAGAGGCUAGGUUGUCUUUCUGUUCAUCCACUAAUGAGCAAGAUGCUUUUCUUUGCCAUAAUGAUGAACUGUCUAGACCCAGCUCUGACAUUGGCAUGUGCUUCUGACUAUAGGGAUCCAUUUACCAUUCCUAUGUUACCGAAUGAAAAGAAGAGAGCCACUGCUGCUAAAUUUGAGCUUGCUUCAUUGUAUGGUGGGCAGAGUGAUCAGCUAGCAGUCAUAGCAGCUUUUGAGUGCUGGAGGAAUGCAAAACAGAGGGGUCAAGAAGCCCGGUUUUGUUCUCAGUAUUUCGUCUCUUCAAGCAUCAUGAACAUGCUGCUUGGUAUGCGUAAGCAGCUUCAGACAGAAUUAAUUAGGAAUGGGUUUAUUCCAGAAGAUGUCUCAAGCUGUAGCCAGAAUGCGCGUGUCCCAGGCAUACUACAUGCAGUCCUUGUGGCUGGUUUGUAUCCAAUGGUGGCAAGGUUGCGUCCACCUCAUAAAAAUGGAAAACGAUUUGUAGAGACAGCAAGUGGUGCUAAAGUUAGAUUGCACCCACAUUCCAUAAAUUUCAAAUUAUCCUUUCGGAGAACUGAGGAUUGUCCAUUAUUUAUGUUUGAUGAGGUUACCCGAGGGGAUGGGGGUAUGCACAUAAGAAAUUGUAGUGUUGUUGGGCCACUGCCACUGCUGCUGCUUGCGACAGAGAUUGCUGUGGCUCCUGCACAAAGUAAUGUGGAUGAUGAUGCAGAUAAUGAUGUGAGUGAUGAUGAUGCUGAUGAAGAGGACAGUGAUGAGGAUGGUAUGGAGGUGGAUAAUAAGACAGGAGGACAUGGAGAGAAUAUUAUGUCAUCUCCUGAUAAUUCAGUUAUAGUUUAUGUGGAUCGGUGGCUUUGUUUUGUAUCAACAGCGAUUGAUGUUGCCCAAAUCUACUGCCUAAGAGAACGAUUAUCAGAAGCGAUCUUAUUCAAAGUAACACAUCCCCGGGAAGUUCUUCCUCCAGUUCUUGAGGCUUCUAUGUGCACAAUAGCCUCAAUACUGUCUUAUGAUGGACUUUCUGGAAUCUCAUUUCCAUCAGAACCUGUGGAUUCGAUCACUUCGAUGAUACAAGCAACCGAGAUUGAUAAUUCCAUGGGCGGGAGAAGUAGAGAUACAGGUCAUAGUCCAAAUAGCUUUCUUAAGUCACUUAUGAGCCACAACACCCACCAAAAAACACCUUUGCACAAUCACAGAAACAAGGAACAUUUCAAAGGAACAAGAAAAGGAAAUGGAUCAUCAAACAGUUAUGAUAGUAAGCCGCCAGUAGGGUCUGGUUCUUCAGCCAUGUACGUUCCACAUGGUCCUAGGGGAGAGUCUUUCAAGAGGCAACGCGGGAGUGGGUCUAAAGUGCACUGGUAAUUCAAUUACAUUUGAUCUGACUGUUGUUGUAGACAAGAAAGAUUUUGGUAACGCAGCUCUCCACUAACCGGUGACAGUGCAGAUGUUUUGUUACUAUGAAUAUUCUAUGGUCUUUAAGAAACUAGUCUUUUUUUUUUAAA
This is a messenger RNA of Mangifera indica (mango), 3969 nucleotides long. Its product is annotated as DExH-box ATP-dependent RNA helicase DExH6-like. Gene Ontology annotation, molecular function: ATP binding; RNA binding; protein binding. The record is from RefSeq and is a predicted model, not a curated record. The coding region runs from base 182 to 3829 and encodes 1215 amino acids. Gene Ontology annotation, cellular component: intracellular anatomical structure. NCBI's taxonomy places the organism in Eukaryota, Viridiplantae, Streptophyta, Magnoliopsida, Sapindales, Anacardiaceae. The transcript is spliced from 14 exons.